AUGAAAGACCUGAAACUAUUAUUUAACUAUUUCCACAACAAAACAUUCACCAAAACCGUCAAUAAUAGUCCUCCUGGCACUGAAAUCGAGACCAUCGGAAAUUUCGCCUAUUUAUAUACUGCUAUUUUGGAUGCACCUUUAAGGGACUUUGUAGAAAAUGGAACUGUAAACAUUGUGAAGAAUGAAAAAACAGAGGAGGUCAUCAGACUGCAGAACUGGAAUCCGCUUACUAUCUGUACCACCUCUUCUGGUGACCUCCUAGUAAUUAUGGAAAGAGAAGAUGAAACAAAACUUGUCCGUUACUCUGGCUCUACAGAGAAAAAAUCAAUUCAGUUUGAUGAUAAAGGUAAACCCCUUUAUUUACCAGGUAGUUUAUUCAAACACAUUACGGAGAACAGAAACCGGGAUAUCUGUGUGGCGGAUAAUGGAUUUCAUGCAAUAGUGGUGGUUAAUAUGACUGGAAAACUAAACUUCAGGUUUACUGGUCCUACUCCUUCUCUAAAGAAUAACCUAUUAAGUCCACGAGGAAUCAUAGCAGACAGUCAGAGUCACAACCUUACAGCUGCUUAUUGCAAUAAUUGUGUCUACAUCAUAGACCAGGGUGGACAGUUUCUCCGUUACAUAGAAUGUGGACUCAGUGAACCCUGGGGACUGUGUACAGAUACAAAUAACAAUCUGUUUGUUGCUGAGUAUACCAAUAGGCAGGUGAAGAAAAUCAAAUACCUGCAAUGA
This is a messenger RNA of Saccostrea echinata, 732 nucleotides long. RefSeq lists its product as uncharacterized. The record is from RefSeq and is a predicted model, not a curated record. Gene Ontology annotation, molecular function: ubiquitin protein ligase activity; protein binding. The transcript has 2 exons. Gene Ontology annotation, biological process: protein polyubiquitination; proteasome-mediated ubiquitin-dependent protein catabolic process. NCBI's taxonomy places the organism in Eukaryota, Metazoa, Mollusca, Bivalvia, Ostreida, Ostreidae. Bases 1 to 732 code for a protein of 243 amino acids.